Acanthisitta chloris (rifleman) is the source of this 1522-nucleotide messenger RNA. It is a transcript of the gene C1QTNF4, whose product is annotated as C1q and tumor necrosis factor related protein 4. The record is from RefSeq and is a predicted model, not a curated record. The coding region runs from base 1 to 1104 and encodes 367 amino acids. Gene Ontology annotation, molecular function: protein binding. The transcript has a single exon. NCBI's taxonomy places the organism in Eukaryota, Metazoa, Chordata, Aves, Passeriformes, Acanthisittidae.
AUGAUGACACUGAAGGUUCAGGUUCUCUUUGGCUUCCUUUGCUGCAUGUUUUUUCUUCCUGUAGAUGGCUUCCCCGCAGACCCCAGUGCCGAAUUUCGCUCUGCUUUCUCUGUGGCCAGAACCAGCAGCAUGGAAGGGAGCUCCGAGAUGGUUAUCACCUUCGACAAGGUCUAUGUGAACAUUGGCAAUGACUUUGAUCCCAAGACUGGAUUGUUCCGCUGUCGGAUCCCUGGAGCCUACUACUUCUCCUUCACUGUUGGGAAAUACCCAAAGAAAAACUUGUCUGUCAUGCUGAUGAGGAACAAGAACGAGGUGCAGGUAAUCGUGUAUGACGAACAUCACCGCAAGGAACGCAAGGUGGCCAGCCAGAGCGCCAUGCUGCAGCUCGACUACGGCGACACGGUUUGGCUGCGUCUGCACGGAGACCCCAAGUAUGCUCUUUACAGCAAUGUGGGCCCCUACACCACUUUCAAUGGCUACCUAAUCUAUCCAGACACUUCUGCCUUCUUCCAGAAUGCUCUCAGCUCCCAAGAGAUGGGACCGCACCCUCACACUAUUCAGCAGAUUGCCAGAGAACAGAAUAAAGCUUCCCAGCAGCACGUGCUGUCUGAUCAGCCGAGCAAGACGCACGACCCUCGCUCUGCGUUCUCUGUCGCCCGCUCACAGAGUCUCCUGGGGACGGAUGAGCAGCAAACCCAGCACGAGCCAAUCACAUUUGACACAGAGUUUGUGAACAUUGGAAAAGACUUCAAUUCCUCCACUGGCAUCUUCUCGUGCCGUAUACCCGGGGCGUACUAUUUCUCCUUCACCAUUGGCAAAAUGCCCUUUAAGACUAUGUCAGUGAAACUUAUGAAGAACCACAAUGAGGUGCAGGCCAUGAUCUAUGACGACAACCACUCCAAGAGGCGGGAGAUGCAGAGUCAGAGCAUCAUGCUGCCCCUGCAAUAUGGGGACACUGUUUGGCUCUACAGCCAUCAGCACGAUGGCUAUGGUGCCUACAGCAACCACGGCAAGUACAUCACCUUCACAGGAUUCCUGAUCUAUUCAGAUGCUCAGCCAAAGCUGCUCCCAGGUGCCAGCUCGCCUCAAGGGUCAAAUAACUAAAUGCAGAUGUGGAAGCAGCAUAAGAAGAGCCAAGGUGCCAUGAACUUGGGUAUAGCUCCUCUUCAAAUAUCAUCCUCUGAGCAUGCUAUCAUGUGUCCAGUGCUUUCCUUACGCUGCACGCUGUGCCCUGGCUGCAGGGCCACUGCUGUGUCUGCCGUUCAUCCGUAGAGAGGCCUUUCAGGCUGCUCCUGUGUGUUCUGUGUUGGUGUUUGACUUAAGCAUAAAGCAUGAGGUAGUUUUGGGGCAGCGAUGGGGCAGUGUAGUGAGAUGCUGAGGGUCAGAGAGCCACUGCAGUCAUGUUACUGCAGAUCCCCAGCACCCAGAAAGCAAAGGAUGUGGUGACUUUCCUUGUAUAUCUGGGGAGGGAAUAAAUGUAAUGAAAAUGAAUGUAAUAAAAAUACAAAAGAUAUAAAAUGUU